CUGAGGGGCGGCCCGGCGGCGGCCAGCGGCGCCCACGGCGGUGCCUGGCUGCCUUCCCAGCCGUUAACCCGCCGGUGCGGCCUCAGCGAGGCGGCGGGCGGGCACGGUGGGGCUCUCCCCUUGGCGGCCGAGCCCCGUCUCCUCAGGAAGGCGUCGCGUCCGCUGCGGCGGGGCCGGCUUCCGCCUGGGCGCGGCGGAGUGCGCGCUGCCUGCGCAUAAAUCUCUUUGUAUCGGGUGUCUGCGUUUGUUUUCUGUGAGAAAACGUUUUGUGUCUGGAUUGAAACUGGGAACUUAGAUAGCCCUGGGCUGUGAAAAUGUGUUGGGAAGGUGCCCAGGGCUUUAGAAAACGGGACCGAUGUUCUCUGCAGCUCUUCUUGCUCGUGGGGCUCUGCCCACACAGGAAUAUAUGAGUGGUGUAGUAUCGUACCAAGCGCAAGGGUGCCCCUGCCGCUUGAAAUGGCGGUGGGGCUGCGGGUGGGCAACGUGCCCUUAUUCCCCACCUGCAGGUAGCAUAACGCUGCAAACGAUCUUCCAUACACAUAUGAUCAUUUGACAGGAGAUGUUCCGACACCAGCUGGCAUGAUAGCAUGUUUUGGUGCUGUAUUUUGACCAGAAUGUACCAAAGAUUGGAGCAAACUGUGCAAGGGAAAUGUUAGCUGAGCAGUAUCCCAAGUUGCUUUUGAUAUGAUGCCAAUCAUUUGGAUAAAGCCAACUUUCACCUGAAGAUUUAACAUCUGCUUCCAACUAAAAAGCAGUGUUUCCCUACAAAAAGUGAUCCAGGUUGUGCUGAUUGGCUAUGUAUAAUUCUACAUACAUGUUUGAUGAUGAUUCUGAUGAUGAAAUCCCUACCCAACAAGCUAUUCAGGAAAGCUUACAAGAUAGGCAUAAAGUUGAAGCAAGUGGCAGUGCAAAAGAGGAUGAAAGUUUCCAGUAUAUUGCAAGUAAAGAACAUGGGAAGAUAGUUGCAGCAAUUCGGACGGGCCAAGAAGAGGCCUUGAUGAAGUUGGUGAGGCACAGUUCAGCUUUUGAAGAAGCAGAUCAGCAAGGCUGGCUUCCUGUGCAUGAAGCUGCAGCACAACUAAAUAAGAACAUCCUUGAAAUAACUUUGAAAGCCUCCCGUGCCAUUACAUGGGAACAGAAGACUCUAAAGGGGGAAACACCUCUCGUGGUGGCAGUAAGAAAUUGCUUUGCAGACAACGUCCGCUUUCUCCUGCUCAAUGGCUGCAACCCCAAUGUUAAGAAUGAAGAGGGAGAUUCUCCUUUAGUUAUAGCAAUUAAACAAGAUUCGUAUGAAAUUGCCUCCUUGUUGAUAAAUUCUGGUGCAAAAGUGAAUUUGCAGUGUGUCCACAAGAGGACUGCUUUACACGAGGCAGCCAGACUAGGCAGGAAGGAUCUGGUAAAGCUGCUCCUUCGUUCUGGAGCAGAUCCCGACCCUCGCAGCGGAUAUGGGCUCACACCUCUAGCGCUGGCUGCGCAGAUUGGACAUACAGAAAUCAUGGAGCUCUUAUUGCAAAAAGGUGCAGAUGUUCUUUCACAGGCGAUGGAUUGUGCUUCUGUAUUAUUUGAAGCAGCAGGAGGAGGAAAUCCAGAUUCUCUGAGUCUUUUACUAGAAUAUGGGGCUGAUGCCAAUGUACCAAAGCACUCGGGUCAUUUGCCCAUCCACAGAGCUGCAUAUAGAGGACACUUUCUAGCUCUAAAAAAUUUAGUUCCAGUUACCAAUUUUGAUGCCAUUAAAGAAAGUGGGAUAAGUCCAGUUCACUCAGCAGCAGCAGGAGCACAUCCUCAGUGCCUCGAGUUUCUCCUCCAGUCUGGAUUUGAUGCCAAUUUUAUGCUGGAUCAGAGAGUGCGUAAAGGCUACGAUGACCACCGGAAAUCAGCACUGUACUUUGCCGUUUCCAACGGGGAUAUCUGUUCAACACAGUUGCUGUUGAAUGCUGGAGCCCUGCCAAACCAAGAUCCCAUCAACUGCCUCCAAAUAGCCUUGAGAAUGGGCAACUAUGAGUUAAUGAAUCUACUGCUCCGACAUGGAGCUAAUGUCAAUUACUUCUGCAGAGUGAAUACAACCCAUUUCCCAUCGGCUCUGCAGUACGCUCUGAAAGAUGAAGUCAUGUUAAGAAUGUUGAUGAACUAUGGGUACGAUGUGCACCGCUGCUUUGACUGCCCUCGGGGAAACAGUUCGCAUUCCCAGUAUGUGACUGCGGGAUGGACUUCUACUGUUAUCAAAGAUACAAUGUUCUGCGAAGUGAUAACCUUGUCAUGGUUGAAGCAUCUGUCUGGGAAGGUAGUGCGAGUGAUGUUGGAUUACGUCGAUCACGUUAAUAUCUGCUGGAAGCUGGAAGCGGUUCUCAAAGAACAGGAACUCUGGCCAGACAUCAAUUUGAUUUUAACAAAUCCUCGCUCUCUGAAGCAUCUUUGUCGUCUGAAGAUACGGGAUUGCAUGGGCCGGUUGCGUCUCCGUUGUCCUGUCUUCAUGAGCUUCCUUCCACUGCCAAACUGCUUGAAAGACUACAUACUGUACAAGGAAUACGAUCUUUAUGGACAGGAAAACUUUAUAGGAACCUACAACCUCAACUGUACGUAAUUAUUCUGUAUUAUGAAGGGAAUGGUGAUGUGGGUAAGACUUUGUGCAGCUGCUUCUUUCUUUUGGGAUUUUAUUAAUAAUACCAGCAUUUCCUUCUCAUCCCCUGAAGAAAAUGGGGAGAAGCCCAAAAUGUAAGUAUUGGUAAUCCCAUUCUACAUACCUAGUGGAAUAUAAACUAUCUGAAAAUUACAACAACAGUAUUUUAAAUGCUUAGUGUGAAAAGUUCAGGAACUGUAAAGUGUAGGGCUGCAAACCUUGUGUUAUUGCUAAGUUAAAGCCUGUUGUAACAAAUAACGCUACCCACACACACACCAUCGCAGGGCUAAAUGCAGGGUUUAGUUAAAACCCUGACCUUUAACUAAAACCAGGAAAGGACAUAGU
Messenger RNA from Falco peregrinus (peregrine falcon), 2962 nucleotides. It is a transcript of the gene ASB14, whose product is annotated as ankyrin repeat and SOCS box containing 14. Gene Ontology annotation, molecular function: protein binding. The record is from RefSeq and is a predicted model, not a curated record. NCBI's taxonomy places the organism in Eukaryota, Metazoa, Chordata, Aves, Falconiformes, Falconidae. Gene Ontology annotation, biological process: intracellular signal transduction. Bases 797 to 2581 code for a protein of 594 amino acids. Gene Ontology annotation, cellular component: cytoplasm. The transcript has 13 exons.